Messenger RNA from Pyrus x bretschneideri (Chinese white pear), 1973 nucleotides. RefSeq names its product transcription factor bHLH90. NCBI's taxonomy places the organism in Eukaryota, Viridiplantae, Streptophyta, Magnoliopsida, Rosales, Rosaceae. The transcript is spliced from 8 exons. Gene Ontology annotation, molecular function: sequence-specific DNA binding; DNA-binding transcription factor activity; protein dimerization activity. Bases 252 to 1676 code for a protein of 474 amino acids. The record is from RefSeq and is a predicted model, not a curated record. Gene Ontology annotation, biological process: regulation of DNA-templated transcription. Gene Ontology annotation, cellular component: nucleus.
UUUUUGGACACUGGCUUUAGUCAGUCAAAACUGUCCCUUCCUCUCUCUCUCUGCUGGUGGUACAGAUUGCCACUGUCACAGAUUUGCCCCUCUGAUCAAAACGAUUCACUCCCAGGGUCCCCAUUCCAAAAGCAGAGAGAAGUUUGUUAGCCUUGUCGUGUACCAUGUACCCCAAAAUUCAUUAGCGUGGACUCACCACUCCAACCCAUUAGUCACAGUAAACCGUCACAAAAAGGAGAGAAGGAAAAUCAAUGAGAUUGAUAGGUUUGGAGGGAGCAAUGGAAAGGCUUCGACCCCUCGUAGAAGCCAAGCAAUGGGACUACUGUGUCGUCUGGAAACUCGGCGACGACCCCUCCAGAUUUAUUGAGCUGAUGGGUUGCUGCUGCGGCGGCGGGUACGACGGCGGUACUGUCAAGGUGGAAGAAGGAGAGAGCGAUGAGACUCGGGUUUGCAGAGAUGGGUUUCUGAAGCACUCGAUCAGGACUAAGGCUUGUGAGGCGCUUGCUCAGCUUCCUUGUUCCAUGCCUCUGUAUUCUGGGAUUCAUACGGAGGUGGUGAUAUCGAUGCAACCCAGGUGGCUCUGUGGGCAUCCCAAUGCCUCGGCUUCAAAUCCUUCUCAAUCUCACGAUUCAACUGGAACCCGAGUAUUGAUCCCAAUGCUUAGUGGCCUUAUUGAGCUCUUCUCCACAAAGAAUAUUCCGGAAAAUCGAAAGAUGGUAGAGUUGUUUACGGCUUCAUUUAAUGUCUCUGUAAAACAAGAAGUCAUAUCUGCACAUGAUUAUGCCAGUGUGAGCCUCAAUGCUAGUGAACCACAAAGGGUGCUACCUUCUUUGAGUUUUGCAAGCGUCAUUCCUAGGCCACACGUUUUCCCCUCAGUUUCCCCAUCCACCUCCUGCCCUGAGGGAUCAUCCAGCGGUUCGAACCCUUCAAGUCAUCAACAUCCAUUGCUGUCUUCGCACUCUAAAAAGUCUAAGUGUGGCGACAACUUGAUCCAGCAACCAGCAGGCUUUGCUUCGGGCAGUGGCAGUGUGGAAGAGGAACAUAAUGCAAAGGUUAACAGGAAACAAAGCGGGCACUACCGAUCCAAGAAUCUCAUAGCUGAGAGAAAUAGGAGGACGAAGAUCAAAGACGGACUCUUUGCUCUGCGUUCUCUAGUCCCGAAAAUAACCAAGAUGAAUACAGCUGCUAUUAUAGGAGAUGCUAUUGAAUAUAUAGAAGAGUUGCAGAAGAAGGAGAAAGAACUUCAAGAUGAGCUCAGGGAACUUGACGAAGAGGAGGACCUCACCAAGACCAAAGCGGAUAUGAAAGUUUUGGCCUUGGACGAGAGAAAAGAAGGCAGAAUUUGCUUGACUUCUGCAGAGCAAAACAAGAGUUCCUCCAGUUUUGUCCGAAAAAGUCCAACCGUUGUGCAAGUGGAAGUGAACCAGAUUGGCAAAAGAGAUUGCUUGAUUAAGCUGUUCUCUGAGCAUAACCGAGGCGGGUUUGCAAGGUUGAUGGAGAAUAUGGAUUCCUUAGGACUUCAAGUUGUUGAUGCCAACGUCACCACAUUCGACGGAAAUGUCCUAAAUAUUCUCAAGGUUGAGGCAAACAAAGACAUUCAGGCAAAGAAAUUGAGAGACAGUUUAAUCCAGCUAACAAGGGGGACAAAUCAGACUGUUCAUAAAGGGAUAAUCUGAUCGAUUAUCGUUGAUUUCAGAAUACCAAAGGUUUCAUCCAAGAACAUCUAAACAGCUCCUUUAGCCAUGUCAAAGUAUGAAAGAUUAUUCUUCUUUCAUUUAUCGUCGGAAGUAUGGAAGUUUUGGAGGCCAACAUAACAGGUUUUUCCAUUUCAUCUCCUCAUAUAUGAGCAAACUCAUUCUUCAAGGACCUUUUAAAAAUAGAUUGCUGGGUCUAAUGAAGUACAAUUACAGUAAAAUAUUCUGCUAAUGAUUGCAUCGUCGAUUAAUCAAUGCUAAAUUCAUAUGAUUGAUACA